Zea mays is the source of this 1892-nucleotide messenger RNA. RefSeq names its product cytochrome P450 71A1. Gene Ontology annotation, molecular function: heme binding; monooxygenase activity; iron ion binding. NCBI's taxonomy places the organism in Eukaryota, Viridiplantae, Streptophyta, Magnoliopsida, Poales, Poaceae. The transcript has 2 exons. The record is from RefSeq and is a predicted model, not a curated record. Bases 131 to 1681 code for a protein of 516 amino acids.
UCCUUCCAAUCUUAUCUGCCUCAGUAGCCGCCAGCAGAUUUUUUAACCUAGGACUAGCAGUGAUUAUCACUAGUUAAUAUAGUAUGUCUUUCUGCCUCAGCCUCAGUAGCCGGCAGAGUGAGGUGAAGAUAUGUCUGCUUUCGUGCUCGCCGGCGCCGGCGCUGCCUUGCUUCUCGGCUUCCUCUACAUCGUCAAGAACCGGUCGAGCAAGAGCAAACUCCCGCCGUCGCCCGUGUCUCUGCCACUGGUCGGUCACCUCCAUCUCAUCGGCCGCCUCCCGCACCGGUCCCUGCACGAGCUGCAACUCCGAUAUGGCGGCGACGGUGGCCUUCUCCUCCUGCAUCUCGGGCGCCGGCGGACACUGGUCGUCUCCACGGCCGCGGCGGCCGCGGACCUGUUCCGCAACCACGACCUUGCAUUCUCCUCCCGCCCACACAACGCGGCGGCUCACAAGCAGACGUAUGGCUCCCGCAACAUCUCCUUCUCGCCGUACGGGGACCACUGGCGCCGCGCCAAGAAGAUCGCGGUGGUGCACCUCCUCUCCCAGCGCCGCGUAGACGGGUUCGCGCCCGUCCGUCAAGCUGAGGCGGCCGCGCUGGUGGCGCGGACACGGCGAGCCGCUGAGGCUGGAGAAGCUGUGCAGCUGAAGGAGCUCCUGUACGGCUACACCAACUCGGUGGUCACCCGCGCCGCAGCCGGAACCGCCGGGACGACGGCCGAGAGGCUGAGGCAGCUCCUGGCGCACGGCGCGACGCUAGUGGCGGGGUUCCAGGCGGACGACGUGCUGCCGAGCGCGGCAGCAAGGGUGUUCAGGUGCGCAACAGGGCUCGAGAAGAAGAUCGACGACAUGAACGAGAACUGGGACAGGUUCCUGUCGGAGAUCGUGGCCGAGCACAAGGAGAAGACUAGACUGGGGCAGGGGCUGGGGCAGGGACAGGAUGGUGACUUCUUGGACGUCCUCCUGCAGCUGAAGGAAGGAGGAGGCCUCGAGGGUUUCGAGCUCACCGAUGACGAUGGCAUCAAAGCCAUCGCUAAGGACAUGAUAGCCGCGGCGACGGACACAACAGCCGUGACGCUGGAAUGGGCCAUGGCGGAGCUCGCCCGAAACCCGCGGGUUAUGGCCAAGCUGCAGGACGAGAUCGCGCGCGUGGCCGGCGGCAACUUCGAGCAGUUAACGGACCUCGGAGACGCGGAGCUGAACAAGAUGGUCUACCUGAGGGCGGUGGUGAAAGAGGUGUUCCGCCUCCACCCGCCGGUGCCGCUCCUCCUCCCGCGCGAAUCCAUGGCCGCGGCGGGUGUGCAGGGCGGCAGGUACGAGAUCCCCGCGAAGACCGCGCUGCUGGUCAACGCGUGGGCGAUCGGGAGGGACCCCGCGGCGUGGGACGCGCCGGAGGAGUUCCGGCCGGAGCGGUUCCUGGCGGGCAGCGAGGCAAGGGCGGUGGACGUGAGGGGGACGGACUACCAGCUCCUCCCGUUCGGCACGGGGCGGAGGAUCUGCCCCGGCAUCAGCUUUGCGCUAGCAGCCCUGGAGCUCGCGCUCGCCAGCCUCCUGCGCCACUUCGACUGGGAGCUCCCCAGCGGCACGCACUCGGCGGACAUGGACAUGCUCGAGGCGCCGGGGCUCUCGACGCCGCCGCGGGUACCCCUUGUUCUCGUCCCCAAGUGGAAGCCGCUUGCUUAGGCAUGCAGCGCACGCUGCACUUUGCGUUAGGAAUAAUAGACGAUAUGGCUUCAUGGAAUCAUGUUAUGUGUAAGAAGUAAGAACAGGCUACGAACUGGGAAUAAUGAAACAAAUUUCAAACCUGCAACUAGUAAAAUCAAAAUCAGGAACAUAUACUGUACCAUCAGUUAUAUUGGUGCAACCCUUCAGUUAUAUUGGUGCAGCCGUGCAA